AUGGAGAGAACAACAACCUCACCGCCCACCGGCGGCGGAAUCCCCGGCCUGUUCCUCCUCAGCGACCCCACCACCACCUCGACAGAAGAGACAAUGAUGGAUGCUGCCCCCCCCACCAGCGCUGAGAACACAGACACAGACACAAUUAAAACCGAGAAGGGCGAUACCACCACCCCCAAUCCCAAUCCUACUACAACUGCUACAAAUGAUUCCCUCUCAAAAGAGGACUUCAAGUUCGCCCUCGACCCCGCUGCGCAAACGGGCGAAAAAGCCAUCAAGGCCGAGGAGAAAGAGGGGCCGCAAUGGCCACAGGAACAGGAGCAGCAACAGCCACAGGAACAGGGGCAGGACAGCCAUAUGCAGGACGACAGCAAGCCCGUUAAAAAAGAAGAAGAAGAAGAAGAAGAAGAAGAAGAAGACACCGGGCCCCCAGAAGCCGAGACCGCCCUCCACUCCGCCGCCGUCAAGCCCGAGCCCGUCUCCACAGACGACGUCCCCAUGGGCGACACCGACCCCGAAGCAGCCUUCCAAGCCGCCGCCCUCGCCAACAAGUCCGAGCCCACCGCCGAGUGGGAGCUCGACUCCGACGCCUCCGAUUCUUCCGACUCCGACAGCACCUCCUCCGCCGGCUCCUCCGACUACGACCUCCUCGACCCGUCCUCCCUCGCGGCACUGCUAAUGGACGAGGCCUCCGACCACUCCGACACCGACGGCCACCCCUCGCGCUCCGCCCUCAAGACCAAGAACGAGAUCCCCGAGUCCGCGCUCCCCAUCGAGCGCCCCACCAUCACCCUCACCCCCACCCACCCCAUCACGCACCUCGGCACCGUCACCACCCUCCUCGGCACCACCCUCCUCAUCACCGCCGCCACCCCCGGCGACCACCGCGUCCUCAACGAGUCCUCCCUCCUCUGCACCGCCGACCGCACCAUCCUCGGCACCGUCUCCGACAUCUUCGGCCGCGUCGAGCAGCCCCUCUACACCGUGCGCUUCGCGACCCCCGCAGAGCUCUCCGAGACCGGCGUGGCCGUCGGCGACGCCGUCUACUACGUGCCCGACCACAGCUCGUACGUGUUCACGGCGCCGCUGCGCGCCGUCAAGGGCAGCGACGCGAGCAACCUGUACGACGAGGAGGUGCCGGAGGGGGAGAGGGAGUUUAGCGACGAUGAGGCGGAGGCUGAGGCGAGGCGCGGGAAGAGGAAGGCGAGGGCGGGGGAUAAGAGGCGCGCGGAUGGAAAGAAGGUGGUGAAGGAGACGGAUGAGCCGUAUGUGCCGUUGGCGAGGCCCGCGAAUCUGCAGGAGAUGCUGGCGGGGCCGCCGCCGCCGCCGCCGCCGUCGCGAGGGAGGGGAGGUGGAGCAGGAGGAGGGGGUGGUGGGGGUGGAAGGGGGGGCCGGAAUGAGCGUGGUGGCCGCGGCGGGCAGAGGGGCCGUGAUGGGCGUGGGCGUGGUGGUGGAGGUAGUGGAGGCAGCGGUGUCGGCCGCCGCGAAGACCAACACCACCCCCAACAUCAGCAACAACCCCAACACCCCCAGCACCCGCAGCAGCAACCCUACCCCCCCCAAUUCCCCGCGCAGCCCCAAUACCCGCCCCAAUACCCCCCCCCUCAACAACAGCAACAGCCGCAACCCCAAUACGCCCCCCACCACCCGCACUUCCCGCAGCAGCAACAGCAGCACUGGACGCCACCGCCCUUCCCGCAGUUCCCGCAGUUCCCACAGUUCCCGCAGCAGCAGCAGCAGCAGCAGGGCUUCUAUCCACAGACGCUCCCGCAGGGCGCGCACGUCAAUCCCGCGUUCUUCCAGGGGCACAGCUGGCCGCCGCCGCCGCCACCACCGCCUCAGCAGCAGCAGCAGCAGAGGGUGGAUCCAGAGGCGUUUAGGGCGCUGCAGAACUUGUUGAGUCUUAGUAGGGGUGCGCAGCAGGGGCAGGGUGGUCAGGGUGGGCAGGGGCAGGGGCAGUAG
Molecule: messenger RNA, 1962 nt
Organism: Morchella sextelata
Lineage: Eukaryota; Fungi; Ascomycota; Pezizomycetes; Pezizales; Morchellaceae
Exons: 1
Coding region: 1-1962 (653 amino acids)
Biological process (GO): ribosome biogenesis; box H/ACA snoRNP assembly; pseudouridine synthesis
Cellular component (GO): sno(s)RNA-containing ribonucleoprotein complex
Molecular function (GO): RNA binding
Source: RefSeq, a predicted model, not a curated record